Parnassius apollo (apollo) is the source of this 555-nucleotide messenger RNA. NCBI's taxonomy places the organism in Eukaryota, Metazoa, Arthropoda, Insecta, Lepidoptera, Papilionidae. The record is from the annotation of a GenBank genome assembly.
AUGCAUCUACUUUUUGCUGAGCUGGAGCCAUCUGUAACCGUCACCGAGCAAAACUUGGCAGACCGAGUUCGGUAUAUCUUGCGCUCAAAUAUAUUUGAUGACGCCAAGCUCGAACGGCUACGACGUGAGGCUGUUCCCUCAUCAAAUGAAAAUGCUACGGCUGAGGAUGCGGUGCCACAAGUUGCAGAACAACUCGCACACGUGGAUACCACCGUGAAUACCCCAGUGGUGGCUGAUUCAAAUGAUGAUGGAACACUCGUCCAGGAACUAGAAAUAGAGCAAAUGAGGAGUACAUUGGAAGAGGCUAUUAUGGAAACGUGCAGUACGCCUCUCGAAAAUCGAACGCGACUGCCCCGCGUAGCCCUAAGCAAGCGGAAUCGGGCUGUCGUGAGGGCUCUGAACCCAAUGCUGGGGACCUAUUUGGAAGCCAGCCGGGACCUUUGCGAUACGGACUCAAUUCUUUUUGGCGCCGCGCUGGCAGUCUGCCGUAUCAUAGGCGCCAAGGUUUCCACGACUGGACUCGCUACUGGCCAAAGUAGCGCUAUCCCAGUAUAG